Molecule: messenger RNA, 829 nt
Organism: Hemicordylus capensis (graceful crag lizard)
Lineage: Eukaryota; Metazoa; Chordata; Lepidosauria; Squamata; Cordylidae
Gene: ZC2HC1B
Product: zinc finger C2HC-type containing 1B
Exons: 8
Coding region: 101-733 (210 amino acids)
Source: RefSeq, a predicted model, not a curated record
AAGUAAAUCACCUGGUGCUCCUGUCUCCCUGAAAUAAUAAGGAAAUUUGAAAUCACUGUGCUUAGAGAGGAGUGUGGUUCCUGGGAACAGAAUAAGUGCCAUGGAUACUGCCAAUCAGAACUUGCUUCCUUGUAACAUCUGUGGAAGACAUUUCACACAGGAUGCACUGGCAAGACAUGAGCCAAUAUGCAAAAAAAUCUUCAACAAGAAGCGCAAACCAUUCAAUUCCUUGAAACAGCGACUACAGGGAACAGAAAUUCCUACAGCAAAGAAGAAACAAACCCCAAAGAAUCAACCAGAGAAAAAAUCUAACUGGAGACAACAGCACGAGAACUUCAUUGCUGCAAUCAGAUCAGCCAAACUUGCCACUAUAGCCAUGAAAGAAGGCCGCCCUCUGCCUCCACCCCCACCUCCAGUCAUUAAUCCAGAUUAUAUCCAGUGCCCUUACUGUAUGAGGAGGUUUAAUGAGGCUGCAGCAGAAAGGCACAUCAAUUUCUGCAAAGAACAAGCAGCCAGGCGUGCCCUUGCUCCUGGCCAGAAAGCAGCCAAAGCAUCCCCCGGCAAACAAGCAACUCCGAAAAAAGAACCAACCUUAACAAGUGCCGUGGGAACACUGCUUCAGAACAGGGAACAAGAACAUGAUAUGGAAUCUCCUCCUGGAACAACACAGAAAAAACCCCUUCUUCCCUCUGGAAAGGAUUCAACUGGGAUUGCAGCACCCAGCAGAAGAUAGAACAACAUGCCAACUAGGCUUCCAAAAAGAAGCCUUUACUUUUUACAGCAACUAGAGGAGCCCAGCAAACUAGUUCACUAAAACAUUCAACAUCCC